UGAUACGAUAAUUUACGGGUAUUGACAAAAAGCCCGAUUGGUUAAAUUUCUCAUAUUGUUUUCGUUCGCGAUCGGUCUUAUGUUUUCAUAAGUUGACAGUCAAAAGCAUCCCCGCAAACAUCCAUUUUCAUGCGAAUGAGAAGAACGUAACUAGAAACUUGUUAGGCCUUUCUUUGUUAAGAUCGCUGGAUUUAGUAGAGGUAAUAACGUAUUUCAUUCAUAACCUAUGCAUCACCUGGCUCACAUUGGUGAGUGGUGAGUGAAAGAAAAGGCAGAAAACGAAUGACUUAUGAAUGACAUUUUUUCUUUUGAGUCUUACAACAAAUCAUGAAUAAAAUUGGUGUAGAUUUACAUAGCAUGAAAAUAGAUACGCGUUCCGUAUCUAUUUUCAUAUUCCCCAUUUCAUUUUUCAGAGCCACUGAGCCAGCCUCUCGUAGCUCGCUCUUCAUGUUCAGAGAAACAUUGUUCAUGUCUGUCAGUCACGGAGUCACCCCUUUCAUGAACUUCUGUCCGCGUGUUAUUCUUGUGUUUGUGUUUUUGCUAUUGUACCUGCUCAGUAUGAUGCAUGAUGAAAUAUGUUAGAAAGGAAUUUGUACUCGAUAUGACAGACAUGAAGGUGAAUGGCAUAAAUCUACAGCCAUGAACAGUUGUCGUGCCAAGUGUCAAAAUAGUAAAUAUGGAAAUCGCAAUAAAAAAUUUAUGCAUGACUGAGAUUAAGCAAUAACAAUAUAUUUGAGAAACGAACGAGCAUUUCAUCAUACACAAUCAAUUAUAAAUAACGAUCUUUCAUUUUGACGUUGUUUGACACAUGUUUGUCAUUUUGAUAGAUGGAAACGAUUCAAUUAUUUAAAUAUUCUUUAAAUGCUAAUGUGCAUAACAAACAAGAACAAAUAGAGUUUGAUCUUCAAAGAUUUGAUUUUAUUGAGUUUUAAUUGAUUGAAAUAUUUUUAUUUCUUUCUCUCUGGUUUAAGUAGCUCUUUCAUUUUGGAUUGUUUCCACUGAAAAGCGAAUUAUAAAAAGACAUAACAUCAAUAUGAAACGAUAAAGCCAUCAAGUAUUUAGACGUUCUAAGUGAAAUUUAAGAGAGAUAUUGGUAAAAAGAUUGGCUUCAAGUUCGAGAUGAGUGAUACAUUUGUUCCUGUCGACCUGGACAAAUUACUAGAUGAUUUUGAACAACAAGAUGCCCAAUCUCAUGAGUCACUCAUAUCUCAUACAUCAGAAAACACACAUGCUCCAUGUUCCAAUGGCACAAUUACAUCAGAGUCAAGCUUGUCUUUGCCAAAAACAGUUCAAUGCAAGGCGUUUGCUGGUCCUAAGAUGCUCAGUGAAGAUCAUGCACGGAAUUUUGAAGUGACAAAUGUUACUUCUUUGGUUUCUAAUAAAAAUAUUGAUGUACAGUUUGGAAAUGUUGAUGCUGACAAAUUCAGUUUUAAGAAUAUGAAUGAGCAUAGCAAACUGAAGGCUAAAUGUUCUGUGGCCGAACUGUCUGAGGCUGAACCUUCUGAGGCUAAAACUUCAAUCGAUGACCUUGUGGACUUAACUUGUGAAACUGUCUCAUCAAAGCCGGCCUUUUCAAAAACCUGUUACACUGUCUCAUCAACGCCAGCUUUUUCAAAUGGAAUAGACCUUUUGGGACCAAUGGACUCAGUCACUGAAACUCUAUCGGAUGUUGCAAUUUUAAUACCCAAUCGAAGAUCUUCUCCCACUAAUCUGCAACAUUUGGAAGCAAGGCCUUCAAAUAAACCAUCUGACUUGCAAAAAGAUAUUUCAUUGAUAUCCAUUGAUGCUCCUUUUGCUAAUGGUGGAACCACGUCACAUCCAAUUAAUGUUCUUGCUGCCUCUGAUGAUAUGCAGACGGAAUGUAAAGGAUUUGAUGAAAAAUAUGGAGAGUCUUUGUCAAUCAAAAAAAGUCAAAUUACUGCUCCUAGUAGUGCAUCCAAUGAAAACUCUGUAAAUAAUUAUCUUAAAUCAGCUGCUGCAGCUGCUGUGAAUGUAACUAAACCAGGGGAGUCUUCAGUGAUAGAUAAGAACUCUAUGGCUUCAACUCAUGUUGCUACUGAAAUAAAGAAUUUUGAUGGAAGUAAAAUUGUUGAUGCUAGUUCAUCCAAUCAAAACUCUGUAGAUACUUCUUUUGAAUCAGCCGAUGCAAAUGCUAUCAAUGUAACUAAACCAGAGGAAUCUUCAAAGAUGGAUGGGAACUCACUGGCUUCUAUUCAUUAUACCACAGAAAUGAGGGCUGGCACUAGUAAAUCAAACAAAAACUCCACAAAAACUUCUUCUGAAUCAGCUUUUGCAAAUGUUAUGAAUGUAACUAAACCAGAGGAAUCUUCAAAGAUGGAUGGGAACUCACUGGCUUCUAUUCAUGUUACCACAGAAAUGAGGGCUGGCACUAGUAAAUCAAACAAAAACUCUGUAGAUACUUCUUCUGAAUCAGCUGUUGCAAAUGUUAUGAAUGUAACUAAACCAGAGGAAUCUUCAAAGAUGGAUGGUAACUCACUGGCUUCUAUUCAUGGUACUACAGAAAUGAGGGCUAGCACUAGUAAAUCAAACAAAAACUCUACAAAAACUUCUUCUGAAUCAGCUGUUGCAAAUGUUAUGAAUAUAACUAAGCCAGAGGAAUCUUCUAAGAUGGAUGGGAACUCACUGGCUUCUAUUCAUGGUACCACAGAAAUGAGGGCUGGCACUAGUAAAUCAAACAAAAACUCUGUAGAUACUUCUUCUGAAUCAGCUGUUGCAAAUGUUAUGAAUGUAACUAAACCAGAGGAAUCUUCAAAGAUGGAUGGUAACUCACUGGCUUCUAUUCAUGGUACCACAGAAAUGAGGGCUGGCACUAGUAAAUCAAACAAAAACUCUGUAGAUACUUCUUCUGAAUCAGCUGUUGCAAAUGUUAUGAAUGUAACUAAACCAGAGGAAUCUUCAAAGAGGGAUGGUAACUCACUGGCUUCUAUUCAUGUUACUACAGAAAUGAGGGCUAGCACUAGUAAAUCAAACAAAAAAUCUGUAGAUACUUCUUCUGAAUCAGCUGUUGCAAAUGUUAUGAAUGUAACUAAACCAGAGGAAUCUUCAAAGAUGGAUGGGAACUCACUGGCUUCUAUUCAUGUUACUACAGAAAUGAGGGCUAGCACUAGUAAAUCAAACAAAAACUCUGUAGAUACUUCUUCUGAAUCAGCUGUUGCAAAUGUUAUCAAAGUAAUUAAGCCAGACGAAUCUUCAAAAAUGGAUAGGAACUCAUUGGCUUUGACUCGUGUUGCCACAGAAAUGAAGGCUGGCACUAGUGUGUCAAAUAAAAACUCCGUAGUUACCUCUUUUGAAUCAUCUGUUGCAGAUGCAGGUGAAACCGAACAUGAAAAAUUUUCACUAUUGGAUAGGAGUUCAUCAGUUUCAACUCAUGGUAUUACAGAAAUCAAAGCUUUUGACGAAAGCAAUUUGGAUAACAUUGAUGAUCAGCCAUCAAAUGAUGUAUUAUUUGGAAUCAGCGAAGACACUGCCAUACUUUCCGGGCAAAACGUGAGUUUUGAAGGGGAGAACACAAAUACUGUCUUAGAACAACCAGUGAUACAUGUUGUAUCGAAAAUGGAUGCUUCGAGUAAUCCUCGAGAGGGUCCGUCCUCUCAUCCUUUCACCCAAGAUCAUUCUGCAGAUCAUACGGAGUCUGUUGAAUAUCCUGCAAAUGAAGCGCAGCUCGAAAACUGUGCAAGUCUUAGUAAACGUAAUGAUAAUAUCGUGGAGGAAAGUGAUAUAAUUCAAAGUACCGCGGAAGCGACAAACUUCCUAAAUAGCGAGGCCAAUCAAUCUGUUAAUCAAUAUACAGAUCAAGAUGGAAUAGCAGGCAUCUCAGAACCCCAUGUUCAAACUGAUUUUGAGCACCUGUUUGAGUUUGCCCUCACCGCUCCCACGUGGAUGCUUGAUAGUGACGUGAGCAGUUGUAUGAACUGUCAAUGUAAAUUUACUGUAGUAAAACGACGUCAUCAUUGUCGAGCAUGUGGAAAGAUAUAUUGUUCAUCGUGUUGCAACUUGAAAUUUAGUCUUCCAUACAUGGACAACAAACUUGCUCGAGUUUGUCAAACAUGUGCCAAUAUUCUUUUGCGAAAGCAAGCUAUGCUCUUGGAUGAAAACAAUUUUAUUCCUGACAAUCAAGUCCCAGGAUUGUACCUCGACUCUAACGCUGGUGAUGAACCUGCAGCUUCCGCUGCAGAGACAUCGGAUAUUGAGCAUUCAAUAAUACCCCGUACUGAAGAACCUCCUGAUUAUAACGCUACAGAAAUGUUUCCAACAAACGCAAUCACUGGAGCCCAAUCACCUGUCCAAAACGCAGACGCUCCAACUGAAUCGGAAAUGCUUCCGACCCGGCUUAGAUCACCCAUGUCCUCUGGUGCAUCUAGAGCUGAUGUUUCACCUUUUAGCUCCUCUGUAUCUUUACCGCCUUUAUUACGGAAGACUGAUCAAGGUUUUGUUGUGGAGGAUUCUCCAAAUCACGAAGAGCUUCUGUAUCUAUUGAAGAAGCGCAAAGAAACCGUUGCGUUUCUUUUAAACAAACACUUGGUCGUGCGAAUCAAAAUCGUUAAGUUGAACUCUAGCGUCAAGAGGAAAUGUUGGUGCUUUAGUACAGAAGGAAUGCAGGCUGCGGAUCAAGAAGAUAUGGUUAUUCUUUUGGAAUGUCUCCCAAAAGAGUCAUCCAUACCUCAAGAUCUACUUACACACUUCAACACGGCAUUCAGAUAUGCCAAACAAGGUCACAGAGUCACUGAUCUCGGCUAUACUAUAUUUGGGCAACCCUUUUUGGGCUCAUUACGUAAUGCAGGAUUUGUUUAUGUCAAAUCUUCUUUUCAGUGCCUGGACAAUUUAAUUCUGCCAUCAGGUCCUCAUAUUUUUGGCAUUCUUAUUCAACGAGAUGAGGUUUCAUGGGUUCAGUUAUUUCCCAUCAGAUUAAUCCUUCGUCUUGGUGCGGAGUACAAAGAAUAUCCUUGUCCUUUAUGGAGUGUGAGAAAUCGAGAUCCCUUAUUUGGUGAUGUUGGUCAUACAAUUAUGAAUCUCCUUGCUGAUUUUAAAAAUUUCCAAUACACAUUACCGCGAGUAACGGGGACGCAUGUUCAUCUGGAAAGUCAGAAGGUUGUUAUUCAGUUGCCGCAAAAUCGUUAUGACGAGGUUUUAAAGGUUGUAAAUGCGGCAGACGAGUAUGUCAUGGCUUUUGAAGCUACAUUUAGCAACGUUGCCGACUCUUAUCUUGUGUGCAUUCAGGAUGGUCCUAAUUAUAAAACUCAGUCCAUCAACUUGGAAGAUCGUCAACAAAAUGGUACGACAUUCACGGGUGCCAGUUUUGUUGUCUUUAAUGGAGCUCUAAAGAGCAACAACGAUAUUCGUGCCAAAGUCAGUAUUGUUGAAGAUGGGGUCAUGAUCCAAAUGGUGAAACAACUCAUCGAGGAUAUGCGACGUGCAAUAUUACAGACGAGUGACUUCACAAUAUACACGAGAUCAGUGAACUCAGACAACCCUGGAAUCAAGGUAGUCGAGUUACAGUGGGUUUCCAAAAGAGCUCAUGAAAGACAAAGCAUUAUAAGUCCCGUUGACGGUAUCGUUCUUGGCUCUACAUCGGAUAUAAAGAUAAACACACACUUCGACUUUUCCACGCCCAAUAUCUUCAGACUUCGCUGGACUGAGCUAUUUUUUGGCGAAAGAACAUCCUGUAACAUCACCGUCGAGUUUAAAGAGGUUACUGCAGAUAUUGCAAAAGCUUGCUCCUCAGCUUUGCAACCAUACCUUGCUGAUCUCUAUCGCAUGGGGAAACAUCGCAUCGGGUUACGUGUUAAUCUUGGACCAGAUACGGUUGGUUACAUGAUUGGUUCCCAAGGUUCGCCUUUAGAUAAAGAAAUGUCGACAGACUUGGACAACGAACUAAUACCAGCCAUUCAUAAUGCCGUUAAUCCGUCAAGCAAUUCUCCGUCCUCGAUGGAGUUCCUGUUCAGUGUCGUUGAAAUGCUAAGCUAGGUGAACGAGAGAAGUGGAUGAACCAUGGCGUCCCUGUCAUUUCAAGGAUGGUGACAACGUCUGUUUGAUAUGUGUUUAUUCAUGAACAGCAUUUAAAUUGUAACAGCAGUAUGUUCACAAUUACCAAAAAUACAAACAAAUAACCAUUCGUGAUUUUAUGAUCGUCGAGCUCUUUCAAAAGAUCAUCGCCGUAACUACAAUACUUUAGCAGAUACAAUCUGGAUACAUGUAUAUUUAUGUGUAUAAUGUCAAUGGAUUCAUGUGUUAUAAGUGUGUAAUAUCGGGGGGUGCAUGUUUAUUUUUGUGUAUUUAUGUGUAUAAUUUUGUUAGACUGCUCCUUGUCAGAAAAACUUGUGAACACUCUUCUCUUCUAUAGUUUCUUGUUGUAGGUGUAUAAAACACUUUUUGUAACCAGUCACCUCUUGUUCAUUCCCAAGCGUAAAAUUAUAAUCAGUAGGCAAUAA
This is a messenger RNA of Xenia sp. Carnegie-2017, 6449 nucleotides long. RefSeq names its product zinc finger FYVE domain-containing protein 16-like. Gene Ontology annotation, molecular function: metal ion binding. Gene Ontology annotation, biological process: endosomal transport. Bases 1120 to 5985 code for a protein of 1621 amino acids. The record is from RefSeq and is a predicted model, not a curated record. The transcript is spliced from 19 exons. Gene Ontology annotation, cellular component: early endosome membrane. Lineage: Eukaryota; Metazoa; Cnidaria; Anthozoa; Malacalcyonacea; Xeniidae.